Molecule: messenger RNA, 2445 nt
Organism: Lotus japonicus
Lineage: Eukaryota; Viridiplantae; Streptophyta; Magnoliopsida; Fabales; Fabaceae
Exons: 3
Coding region: 1-2445 (814 amino acids)
Molecular function (GO): catalytic activity
Source: RefSeq, a predicted model, not a curated record
AUGGAGACAUGUCGCUCUUGUAGUGAGAUGGCAGCCCUUCGUGGCGUUGGUGGUCUUGGUAAUUUAUUUCCUGUUUCUUGUUCAGGUACAGGUCGCUCAAGAGCAGGCGGUUUAUGCCUCCUUUGGAGCGAUGAUGUUACAGUUACGGUGGUGAACUCCUCCGUUAAUCAUAUUCUUUUCAUGUUACAACUUCCGGAUUCUAAUGUUUCAAUGCAGGUUCUUGCGGUGUAUGGUUGGCCAGAUGAGGGGAACAAAUGGCGCACCUGGCAGAUGAUUAAAAAUUUCAAACCCGAUGAUACGACGCCUUGGCUCUGCAUGGGAGAUUUUAAUGAUGUGUUGAGACCGACAGACAAGCAAGGAGGCCAACCAGUGAACCUGGCCCAUCUUCAGGUGGCCCAAGAGGCCUUGUCUGAGUGCCAGCUUAUGGAGGUGGCCUAUGCAGGAUAUCGUUUCACAUGGUCAAACAAGAGGAAGGCUCCACACAACAUACAGGAACGCCUUGACUAUGCUCUUGUUAAUGAGCGAUGGCUUGACUUAUGGCCCAUAUCUGAUGUGACUCACCUCCCCCGCCACCGUUCAGACCACAAUCUGAUCCUUCUCUUUUGUGGCACACGGAGGCGCUCCGAACCUCGCGGUAGGGUGCAUAUGUUUCGUUUUGAGGAAGUUUGGCUCCAGAGUGGAGAUGAGUGUACCAGUGUGGUGGCUAAUGCUUGGAACAGUACAGGACCAGAUUUGGUGUCUAAAUUAUCAGAGGGUCUUCAACAACGACCUCAAACGGAACAGACUUUAGCCGAGACAGCAGAGAUUGAGAAUGUUUUGGAUGUACUCCUCGAACAGGAGGAGGUGGUUUGGUGUCAGCGAUCCAGAGCCAAUUGGUUACAUUAUGGAGAUAAAAAAACUCACUUCUUUCACUCCAAAGCGUCACAACGCCGUAAGCGUAAUUCGAUUGAGGAAUUAAAAGAUGAACGUGGCCGCACCAUGGUGGAAGACAAGGAUAUUUACAGGGUACUAGCAGACUAUUUUAUGGAGCUUUUCUCGUCUAGUGCACCUACCAAUAUUCCUGCAGUGACAUCUCUUGUGGCUGGUAGGGUUACACCGCACCAUCUACAACUGCUAGCCGAGCCUUUUACAAGGGAAGAUGUCGAGGAAGCCCUAGCCCAGAUGCACCCAACCAAGGCACCAGGGCGCAAUGGUCUACCCGCUUUGUUUUACCAAAAAUUCUGGCAUAUUAUUGGGGAUGAUGUUUCUUCUUUUUGCUUGCGAGUCCUUCAUGGCGAGGUGUCACCAGCUUUGCAUGGCAUUAAGAUUGCGCGUUCUGCCCCUGUAAUCUCACACCUGUUGUUUGCAGAUGACAAUGUUAUCUUUGCUCGUGCUACGACGCAAGAAGCACUGACAAUUAAGGCUAUUCUAGCCUCGUAUGAGCAAGCUUCUGGACAAGUCAUUAACCUUGACAAGUCUAUGCUCUCCUGUAGCCGAAAUGUGCCUGAGAAUCGUUUCCAUGAGCUUAAACAGUUAUUGAAUGUAAAGGCAGUGGAGUGUUAUGACAAGUAUCUGGGACUUCCUACCAUCAUAGGUAAGUCAAAAACCCAGAUUUUCUCUUUUGUCAAGGACCGGGUUUGGAAGAAGCUAAAAGGGUGGAAGGAAAAGUCCCUCUCAAAAGCAGGUAGGGAGGUUCUUGUUAAGGCUGUGGCCCAAUCCAUUCCAUCUUAUGUUAUGUCCUGUUUUUUAUUGCCUGAUGGUAUAUGCUCAGAUAUUGAGGGGAUGAUUAGCCGCUUUUACUGGGGUGGUGACGUCACUAAGCGUGGUAUGCAUUGGUUAAGUUGGAAAUCAUUGUGCAAAUCAAAGGAUCGUGGUGGGAUAGGUUUCCGGGAUUUCAAAAAAUUUAAUAUGGCUUUGGUGGCGAAGAAUUGGUGGCGCUUACUUAAUUGUCCUGACUCUUUGCUUGGAAAAGUGUUUAAAGCGGUCUAUUAUCCGAGGGACACAAUCUUUACUGCGAAGAAGGGUUGUCGUCCGAGUUACGCAUGGUCUAGUGUUCUCCGUUCAGGACAAGCUCUACGGAAAGGUGGUAUGUGGAGGGUAGGAGACGGUAAAACUAUUCGAGCUUGGCAAGAUAAAUGGGUGCCAGGGAACUCCCCUUUGGUGUUUAGUGAGACGUUAGCACAGGAUUUGGGUAUUACAAAGGUGUCAGACUUGCUGCUACCUGGUUCUUUAGCUUGGAAUAAACAUUUAAUUGUUUUUAUGUGCUGCCCCCCCACGGCCAACUCCAUUAUGGCAGUACCUUUGCCUCUGUUUCCCCAGCAGGACAUUUUCUUUUGGCCCAUGACUCCUAAUGGUUUAUAUUCAACAAAGACAGGCUAUCAAUUCUUGCAAAUGGAGGAGGAAAGCGCUGCUGGUAUGGCUUCUUCUGUGCCAUCUUUGACUAGUGCAGCGUGGAGGAAACUUUGA